Tauraco erythrolophus (red-crested turaco) is the source of this 1062-nucleotide messenger RNA. It is a transcript of the gene METTL18, whose product is annotated as methyltransferase 18, RPL3 N3(tau)-histidine. Gene Ontology annotation, molecular function: protein-L-histidine N-tele-methyltransferase activity. The record is from RefSeq and is a predicted model, not a curated record. Gene Ontology annotation, biological process: peptidyl-histidine methylation, to form tele-methylhistidine. Lineage: Eukaryota; Metazoa; Chordata; Aves; Musophagiformes; Musophagidae. Gene Ontology annotation, cellular component: nucleus.
AUGGAUUUUCGAUUUAAUUUUUCUAUUGAUGAAAAUGAGAUCAAUGAACCAGACACUCACGAUAAGACGGACUCACAGCUGCGCUCUCCAAAACACAAGCAGGAAUCCACGGAAAACAGCAAGGAAGCUGCUGAUGCUGUCGCAGACUCCAGCCCAAGGCCGGGUACUGAUAAGCACCAAGAUGAGGCACCAUCAAAGAAAAAGUUCUGCUGUAAAGCUGCCAGGGAGCACGAGGUACCUGAAGAUCUCAACAAAGUAUUAGAAAAUAAAGUAAUGGAAACAGUGUCAGACCUGUAUUACGUGAAGGUGUCUGUCGUGGAAAUGAUGUGUUUGGAUGGCACCGAUGAGGAAGGCAUCGUGUCUAAAAGUGUUUCUUCUCACUCCGAUCUCAUCCCAGGAGUCUAUGAGGGAGGACUGAAAAUCUGGGAAUGCACCUUUGACCUCAUUGACUACUUUUCCGAGGCAGAGAUAGAGUUUACCAACAAGACUGUACUGGAUCUCGGCUGCGGGGCUGGACUGCUGGGAAUAGUUGCAUUGAAGGGAAAAGCUGAAAAAGUCCAUUUUCAGGACUACAACAGCACAGUGAUCGACGAAGUCACCUUGCCCAACGCAGUGGCUAACUGUAUCGAUGAAAGGAACAGGAUGGGUGGUGGAGAUGACACAACAACUGGCAAGCCUCCUUUGAAGAGGCCCAAGAACGCAGAGCGCUCACCUGCUGUGCUGAACAAGUGCAGAUUUUUUUCUGGAGAGUGGUCUGAAGUCAGCCAGCUCCUGCUGAGCAGCAACAAACCCUUUUCAAAGUAUGACAUGAUUCUCUCAUCUGAGACCAUCUACAAUCCUGACUGCUACAGCGCUUUGCAUGACACACUGGCUCAGCUCUUGGACACAAACGGCCACGUGUAUCUGGCAAGCAAAGCACAUUAUUUUGGGGUUGGUGGUGGUAUCUACCUCUUUGAGAAAUUCAUUGAGGAGAGAAAUGUGUUUAAGAGCAGCAUAGUUAAAAUAAUUGAUAAAGGACUGCAGCGAUGUAUUAUGGAAAUGGCCUUUAAAGAUCACAGUUAA